Chenopodium quinoa (quinoa) is the source of this 1030-nucleotide messenger RNA. RefSeq names its product thioredoxin domain-containing protein PLP3B-like. Lineage: Eukaryota; Viridiplantae; Streptophyta; Magnoliopsida; Caryophyllales; Amaranthaceae. The transcript has 9 exons. Bases 107 to 793 code for a protein of 228 amino acids. The record is from RefSeq and is a predicted model, not a curated record. Gene Ontology annotation, cellular component: cytoplasm.
AUCUUCAUCUUCUCCUCUUCCCCUUUCUCACUCUCUUCUCUCCUGCUUGGACUUCUUCAUCUUCUUCCCUUUCCUCGAUUCCCAGAAGAAGUGAGUUCAUCAAAAUAUGGAUCCAGAUUCAGUGAAAUCGACUUUCUCUAAUUUAGCUAUGGGAAAUGUUAUGGCUGCUGCUGCUCGCAAUCUUCAGAAGGAAAUGAUUGUUCAAGAGAAGACACAGGCAUCAAGUUCAGUUAAUGACGAUAUUGAUCUUGAUGAGUUGAUGGAUGAUCCAGAGCUAGAGAAACUGCAUGCUGAGAGAAUUGCAGCACUACAGAAAGAGGCUGAGAAGCGACAAAAAAUGAAGAAUCAAGGCCAUGGAGAAUAUAGAGACAUUACUGAAGGGGAUUUCUUGGGUGAAGUUACUGGCAGCGAAUUAGUUAUCUGCCACUUCUACCAUCGGGAGUUUUAUCGAUGCAAGAUAAUGGAUAAGCAUCUGAAGGCGCUUGCACCCAAGUACCUUGGUACUAAGUUCUUAAGACUGGACGCUGAGAACGCUCCCUUUUUCAUAUCCAAGCUCGGAAUCAAAACCUUGCCAUGUGUUAUAUUAUUCAAGAAAGGAAUAGCAGGUGAUAGACUAGUAGGGUUUCAAGACCUUGGAGCUAAAGAUGAUUUCCCGACUAAGAGACUAGAAAAUCUAUUGAUCAAGAAAGGUAUUAUCAUAGAGAAGGAAAAAGAUGAAGACGAGGAUGAUUAUUCUGAAAGUAAACGCACGUCGGUCAGAUCAUCGUUGAACCUUGGUUCAGAUUCUGAUUAGUGAUUUUACAGAAGGAAAGAAGGCAACCCUUUUUUUUGUUCACCUUUUAUGUACUGAUUAUCAAGUUCGUGUGAUAAUCAGUUCUGUAAGCCCUUUAACUUUUUUGGCUCAUAAAGUCAUAAUCCUUGUGUGUUGUGUUAGUGGAAACGUUUAAUAUGAAAGUAUAUUUAACAAGAAUUAUAUGGAGUAUUUCGUACACAUAGUCUUAAGAUAAGACUAUCCAUGCGUCUUGUUUAA